This is a messenger RNA of Vicia faba (fava bean), 360 nucleotides long. The record is from the annotation of a GenBank genome assembly. NCBI's taxonomy places the organism in Eukaryota, Viridiplantae, Streptophyta, Magnoliopsida, Fabales, Fabaceae.
AUGUCAAAUACAACGCGAUUCAAUAUUGAAGACGGAGCGAAGAACAUUUCCAUAUGUAAUAGUCCUGAGAAAAUGCAAAGAAAACUCAUAUUCGAUGUUGUCAAAGACAUUUUACCAGAAAGAAAUCUAAAAGGGAAGAAGCUUUUCGAAGAGCUACGUAUAGAAAUAGACGAGUUACAACCUCGAAACAGGAAUAUCAAGUUUGAUCACGAGGAUAAGAAUUCAAUAAGUCUAUUGUGCAGAGAUUUAAAGGAUCAUAACACGGUUUGGACUAACUGUUGUAGCGAGAAACCGAAUAUCGUGUUGGAUAUCGAACGAUUGAUCUUUAGAGACUUGAUAACUGAAGUUUGUGAGAGAUGA